Messenger RNA from Astyanax mexicanus (Mexican tetra), 3509 nucleotides. RefSeq names its product reticulon 1a (gene rtn1a). NCBI's taxonomy places the organism in Eukaryota, Metazoa, Chordata, Actinopteri, Characiformes, Acestrorhamphidae. The transcript is spliced from 9 exons. Gene Ontology annotation, cellular component: postsynaptic density; neuron projection. Gene Ontology annotation, biological process: brain development; neuron differentiation; endoplasmic reticulum tubular network formation. Bases 214 to 2604 code for a protein of 796 amino acids. The record is from RefSeq and is a predicted model, not a curated record.
CUCUGUCUCUCUCUCUCUCUCUCUCUCUCUCUCUCUCUCUCUUUCUCUCUGCGCUGAGGAACAGGAGCGCGAGCAUCGGGUCGAUUUCUUCAGGUAAAAACAACCAAAACAAAAACAGACGGAACCGAACCGCGAGCAGCUGAUCCGGAACCGAACCGCGCGCUCUACCGCUGCCGCUGCUGCUGAGUGUUGGGUCGUGAGCGCGCGCUGAGCAUGGCCGGGAAGCGCGAGGUGGAGGACUCGUGGCUGGCGGAGGAGGAGGAGGAGCUGCGCGCGGGGACGGGCAGGCCGCUCUCGAGCUCCACGAACUGGGAGGACAUCGGCACGAGCUACCCAGCCGGGGACGGGCGGAGAGGAACCGGCGUUGCCAUGGAAACUGCAUCCACAGGUGACUCCAUGUCUGACCUUUUUCAGAAGUCUUCCCCUGGCCAAGAUGACCUCUACACUUCCCUCCUCUCCUCACACUCUAAUUCCUCCUCCUCUAAUCCGUUUGGUGGAGGCGCUCCUCUUUUCUCCUCUGAAGGAAACCGUUCUCCUCCUGCUCCGGCUGGCACUGACUCCGGUAUCGGCAUGACCCCUGGCGACCCCUAUGACCUCCAGACGCACAGGACCGACCCAUACAACUACAUGGACAUGAGCGAUGACCUCAGUGACCUUGGUAACCUUGGCAACCUCGGUAUCAACAAGUCAAAGCAGCAACCAAUGAGGGGUUACGAUGAAGAUGAUGACGAUUUGGGAGGCCUCCAAGAUUUCAAGCAGAACAAGGAGCCCGAGCCGGACCCCUUUGACCUCGGGCGCUACCUGGAGAAAAACGCCCCUUCAUCAGGAGCCGUGGAGAGCAAAGACAGCCUGGGGUCAGCUGGAGGUCAGCACUCUUUUCCAUUUGUGGAGGAUCCAUCUGACGAAGAAACGGCUGAGUACCGCUCGUACCGCAUGAUGGGAACACCACAGACUGCCAGUCCAGUGAAGAUCACCGUGACGACCGACUCCCGUAACCCAGCAACCCAGCCACAGAGGGUGUCUCCACAAGGGGGAGCCACAGAGAGGGAUAGCGUUCUUAGUUUUGGGCAGCAAGGUCUUCCCACGGUAACACUGUCGGAGCCUGAAGACGACAGCGCCGCAUCCUCUGCCAAUCACUCCCCUAACCACUCCCCUACAGGACGAGAAUCACCCUCAGACAUUUUGUUCCAGCCCGCAGGGAUAAAGUCAGCAAGCUCGGUUCAUAACACCAGCGCCCCCUAUCAGGACACAAAAGUUCCUGCCAAGCCCUCCAACCCAUGGGACAUGCCUGGAUUCGGUGGACGUGACAAUGAUGGCAGCGGGGCAGAAUCUGGAGAUUCUGAAAUCGAGCAAGUUGCAGAAGAGCUUGAUUCACCAAGACCUGACAAGGUCCAAAGUGCAAAAGGGGGGUUCGGCCAAUCUGGCAACCCUUUCGGCCAACCCACCAGCGCCAACCGAGGUUCGGAUAAAGCUAACAAUCCUUUUGAGAUGCAGCAAGCUAACAAGUUGAGUGCUAGCAAUCCCUUUGAGCUUCCCAGCAACGUCAAGACUGGUUUCGGCCAACCUGGCAACCCUCCAAUCUACAGUCUCCUUCGUGAAGAGAGGGAGGCCGAGCUGGACAGUGACCUCCUCAUCGAAUCAGCUUCUGAGGAGAGCCCCAAAAGGGAGCAGGGAUACCUCCCCCCAAAACCGAGCUCCCCUCCGGCAACGAACAUCUCCACCAACCCCAUCUCACCACCUCGCCGCACGCCCGAGCCGGUGGUGAGCACCCAGAAAGAGAAGGAGAAAGAGAAGGAGAAAGAAAAGGAGGAGGAGAAGAAGGACAUUGUUGAGAAGCCAGUGGAAAAGGUCAAGCCCCAGCCCCAGCAACAUGAAGACAAGCCCCGCCCCCCAGCAACAGGCACAGCUGCAGCUGCUCCAGAGCAGCGCCCCCUGGAGAACUUGGGGAGCAAGAGCAGGAGCAGUGGAGAGACGAAAGCAGUUGGCGCUGUGAGAGCAGAACUGCCUCCUUUCCUGCAGAACUUCAGCAAACAGAAAGUGGUGGACCUGCUGCACUGGCGGGAUGUGAGGCAGUCCGGUCUGCUCUUCGGCAGCGUGCUGCUGCUGCUGUUCUCACUAACGCAGUUCAGCGUGGUCAGUGUGGUGGCUUAUCUCGCUCUGGCCACACUCUCAGCCACCAUCAGCUUCAGAGUCUACAAAUCAGUGCUGCAGGCCGUGCAGAAAACCGACGAGGGACACCCUUUCAAGGCCUAUCUGGAGGUGGAGAUCGCUAUGUCUCCUGAGCAGAUCAGUAAGUAUGUGGAUAAAGUGCAGCUGUACGUGAACUACACUCUGAAAGAGCUGCGCAGGCUCUUCCUCGUCCAGGACCUGGUCGACUCCAUAAAGUUUGCAGUGUUGAUGUGGCUGCUGACCUAUGUAGGAGCUCUCUUUAAUGGCCUGACUCUGCUCAUCCUGGCUGUGGUGUCCAUGUUCUCCAUGCCUUUGGUUUAUGAGAAAUAUCAGACUCAGAUAGACCAGUAUGUGGGGCUGGUGAGAACCCAAGUGAACACCAUAAUGGGAAAGAUACGAGAAAAGGUUCCUGGGGCCAAAAGGAAGGAUGAAUAACUCCUCCCAUCCACCACCAGUGAAAACAUGACACUACAAGCCAGUAAAACUACAACCAAUCCCAGCACUGACUGACCCCCAGCGUAUAUAUAAAUAUACAUAAAUAGAGGGCCAAAAAUACCACCUGCAUUUAUAUACACAACUAAGCUCACAUUUAAGCUAAAAUAGUGGCACAAGUGAAAACCACACUGUUGCAAACCUACUGUAAAUCCCAAGCACUAGUAGCUACAGCGCUAACAAGCUAAUUCACUACACCUGGUCACAAAUACUUGGCAAGGGGGGAGGGGUUAAAGCUAUAGAUAGAGCUGAAAGUCAUGAACUGCUUUUCUCUUUCUGAUUAAAAUGCAUGAAGUCCAGUCUUGAGUAAAGUAAAUAUUUGCUACAACUCUUUUCUUUCUGCUUUUCUUUUCGCAGCGACUAUAAAAAGAAAAAAAGAAAAAAAAAAAGCACAUGUGACACAGAAUAAAGCAUCAUGCCUGUCCAGUCAUUUAAACUAACUGCUUAAACCACCACGUCACUGUUUAGAGUGUUUACUCUUGGUGUGUGUAUAUACACGUACAUGCAUAUACAUAUAUUAAUAUAUAAGUCAGAUCGUGGAUUGAAUUUUACUCUCUCUGUUUUUCUCCUCUGUGUUUUCAAGCACAAGAAUAAUUUGAAGGCGUGUUCACUAAAUGUUGUAAGUGUAAUUUUUGCUUUUGUAAACUCUAGGGAAGUUGACGCAGGCCGAUGCAGGCGCUUUAGGUUUAGCUCCGAGGCCGAGGACGAGCCGGCAGACUAAAACCUGUCCAACUUUGUACCAUGUUCAGUGUAGUUCUUUCAAAGUCAAUGGGACUCUUUAACUAUUUGCACUUCUGUAUUUAAUUGACGAAUGAGAAAAAUAAAAAUAAAUGUUCCGUCAUGUUAAA